Messenger RNA from Xylaria bambusicola, 1052 nucleotides. Its product is annotated as Pam17-domain-containing protein. NCBI's taxonomy places the organism in Eukaryota, Fungi, Ascomycota, Sordariomycetes, Xylariales, Xylariaceae. Gene Ontology annotation, biological process: protein import into mitochondrial matrix. The transcript has 2 exons. Gene Ontology annotation, cellular component: PAM complex, Tim23 associated import motor. Bases 142 to 915 code for a protein of 257 amino acids. The record is from RefSeq and is a predicted model, not a curated record.
GACGACGUCAAUCUUCCACAACCCGCCGCGACCACAGAAACUCUCCACUCCACCACCCGUGCAACGCCAGAGACACUUCAACAGAACGGGCAAUUGGAUGCGCAAAACUUCGUAAUUGACAGCAAGUCAUCAGAACUCACCAUGUUGACCCCGACGACCACCGCCGCCGCUGCGGCUCGCUUCGCUGCUCUCGGCAGUCGAGGACUCCAGCUCCCAACAGCUCUCAUCCGAGGCCCGAGCUGUCCCUACGCAGCCGCCUUCUCAUCGCUAUCACGCCAGCAAUGCGCAGCCUCCCGCAUGCCUUCGAGACAGUUCUCGACCAAGAACUCCUUCUUCCAGCCUAACCCCGCCCGAAAAUCAACAACAUCAGUGCAAUGCCAGUUCGCAGCUCGGCGACACGCCAGCACAGUAUCGGCGUCUAGCGCCGCCGGCACAAGCUCUCCCUCCGCGUCCGAGCCAAAGCUGAACUGGAACACCUUUUUCCAGCUGCGGAAGACGAGGAGACGGUUCCAGCUCGCAAGCAGCAUAGUGACGAUGGCCAUAGGCGGUACGGCGGGCGCGGUGCUGCUCGUCAACAUGGAGAUGGACUGGCUGCUGAGCAAGGUGCCCAUGGACCCCAUCUUUGCCCUCGGCAUCGUCACGCUGAGCUUCGCUGGCCUGGGAUGGCUGGCGGGUCCGAGUCUGGGGUCGGCCAUUUUCUACACAUUCAAAAGUGGCGUGAAGAGGCCCAUGGGUGUGAAGGAGUCUGAGUUCUUCAACCGUAUCAAGAAGAACCGUGUCGACCCUACCAACAGCUCGCUGAGUGGGAAUGCUGUGCCCGACUUCUAUGGUGAGAAGAUCUCGAGCGUCGCGGGUUAUAGGCAAUGGUUGAAAGACCAGAGGGCAUUUAACAAGAAGCGGACAAGCUUUGUCUAAAAGUUAUGGGAAUUCAAGUAGGGGGGCGACACGACAGUACGGGAAAAAGGGUAGGACAAUUGGGACGUGUCCAUUCAAACUGUACCAGCAGGUUUUGGUAUGUUUGUACGUAUGAUUCGAUUUGGAACGGCGUUCGG